Microplitis mediator is the source of this 1718-nucleotide messenger RNA. Its product is annotated as calcium and integrin-binding family member 3-like. Gene Ontology annotation, molecular function: calcium ion binding. NCBI's taxonomy places the organism in Eukaryota, Metazoa, Arthropoda, Insecta, Hymenoptera, Braconidae. The transcript is spliced from 4 exons. The record is from RefSeq and is a predicted model, not a curated record. Bases 681 to 1268 code for a protein of 195 amino acids.
AAAUGUUUAUUGUAUUUUAUUUAUUUGAUAAUUAGAUGAAUGGUUGGUUAAUUAUUAAUUAAUUUAGGCAGAAUUUCUAUCAACUAAAUAGUCGAUAAGCUUGAAUACUUAAUAACUAAUGGUGUUUUUUAAAUUUGAAUCACGACUAGCGUGAGAAUAAUUUUUAACGUGGGCACGAUCAGGUGAGGUUUGUUUUUUAUCACGCAAUAGCUGAAUAUGAGGGUCAGAUUGUAAUUUUUAUUUUAUUUUUAAUUCGAAUUCUUUUAUUCUUCAUAAAUAAGAUUAAAAAAAUUUCAUUCACGAACUUAUUGAGCACCGAGUGCUUAGAAAACGUAAUUUAAUAUUUUAAUAUAAUGGAUUUUUUUACGGGUAAAUAUUUUACCAUAACAUAAAUAUGUGAAAUGUCUAUUAUUUAAAAUUAUUAAUUUUGUUGAGUUGUAUAAAUAAUAAUUCAAAUAUACCCCUUAUACAUGGGAGCGCCGGGCACACCCCAGAGUUAUUAGAAACUAUUUUGUAUUGAACAUCAGAGUAGUCUACUGUUUAUUUUUAAUUCAGUAUUUCUCACGACGCGAGAAAUAUCUAUUCUCUUUUGUGUGCAUUCGAUAUUUAUAUGAAAUUGUUUUUAAAAUUGCAUUUAUAAUAAUAAUAUUUGUAUUUAUAUUUAUAAUAAAUAACUGAGAAUGGGAAAUAAAGUCGCAACUUUCACUGAAGAACAAUUAGAAGAAUAUCAAGACUGCACAUUUUUAACGCGCAAAGAAAUUCUCAGAAUUUUUAAACGGUUUCGUGAAUUGGGAGAUCCGGGAGCGGUACCAAAAACGAUGACACCUGAACAAGCGUCCCAAUUAAAACUGCCUUUAUCCUGUUUAUCAAAAAUUCCUGAGCUAAAAGAAAAUCCAUUUAGAGAUCGUAUAGCGGAGGUAUUUACCAAGUGCAGUGAUCCAGGAAGUGAAGAAGAAGGUAUCUGUUUCGAGGAGUUCUUGGAGAUGAUGUCAGUAUUUUCAGAGCAAGCACCUCGGGAUCUUAAAGUAUUUUAUGCUUUUAAGAUUUACGAUUUUGACUCGGACGGAUUUGUGGGUACGAGUGAUUUAGAACGUACGUGUCGGCAAUUGGUACAAGAUGGACUGACAGACGAAGAGGUCGGAACGAUUUGCCGUAAGGUACUCGAGGAAUGCGAUAUCGAUGGUGACGGUGCAUUGUCUUAUCUUGAGUUUGAAAACGUCGUCACGAAAGCUUCGGAUUUUUUGUCGACUUUUCAUAUAAGAGUCUGAAGUUAAAUAAAAUAAACACUGAUGGUUUAAUGGUACCGGUUUGAUGAAGAAACGUGUCUGGUUGUAUAUAUAACAAUGUCGUGGGAGAAAUAAAUGGGAUGUGGAGCUAAAGUUAAUGUUGAGAAGAGAAGAGAAGAGAAGAUGAAGAUGAAGAUGAAAGAAGGGCAAUAAGAAAAAUAGUUCUCUGACCCGUGGACUGGUUUCCCUGUGCUCUCAUAAGAGACGCUAAUUUAUCGUUCGUGCAUGGAUAAAUUGGAAUAAGAGUACAAUUUACAUAAAUACAUCUAAAGAAAUGUCGACGUCAGAGAAAACCACAAGUAAAUUGCUCCAACUCCACGCGACAGAAGGUUCCAAUAAAAAUGUGCUGCUGUUUUUAUGGAUUGAGAAUCAUAAAUUUAACGUCAAUCUCUUAUUGUACAGCCGGUUGGCAAUAAGUGGAAGAGAAAAAAU